AUGAUACACUCGGAGCAACCCAAGGGUGGUCAGUUCAAACUCGUUACCGGUGAUCUCAUCCGACUUAUCGAAACGCAACAUGAACAUCAAGCGGAACAGCUUGCCAAGUUAGGGGGCAUUACGGGCGUCGCAGCAUCACUGGGUGUCAAUAUCACGCAGGGACUCAACAGCAAUGAUAGCGCAGACUUGAAGCAGCGUGAAGACACUUUCGGGUCCAACUACAUUCCACCCCCCAAGGCCAAAGCCCUAUUAGAGCUUAUGUGGGAAGCCUUCCAGGACAUGACCAUUAUCGUGCUCACCAUUUCCGGUAUCCUCUCCGUUAUCCUAGCAAUCACUGUAGGUGACCACCCGGACACGGGCUGGAUCGAAGGGGCCUGCAUUAUUUUCGCGGUGCUGGUGGUGACGAUGGUGACGGCAAUCAAUGAUUACCAGAAGGAGGCGCAGUUCCGUGCUCUAAAUGCCGUCAAGGAGGACGAGAAGAUUAAAGUUAUUCGGAACGGGGUGCCAGCCGAGGUGAGCAAGUUCGGACUCGUGGUGGGCGACAUCGUUCGUGUGGACCUGGGUGAUAUCGUGCCGGCCGAUGGUGUUGUGUUCGACCAGAAGGAGCUCAAGCUGGACGAGUCUGCGAUGACCGGCGAGUCAGACUUGAUGGUGAAGAACACGGAGAACCCGUUCCUCCUUUCAGGAACCAAGGUCAUGGAGGGUCUGGGUAAGAUGCUGGUUGUCUGUGUUGGUGAAAGCUCCCAAGCAGGAAUCAUCAAGAAGCUUAUCCUCGGAAAAGACAAGGAAAAGGAGAAGGCAAAAGAGGCUGAGAAGAAAUCAGCACCUUCCGCUGCUGCGACGACACCCCUUCCUAAUCCCCCCGCAGGGGCGAAUGGCACUGUGGAGCAGAAGGAAGAGUACGACGGCGAAACGCAGUCACCUCUUGAAGCCAAGCUCAACCGAUUGACGAUUCUCAUCGGAAAGCUCGGGACGACUGUAGCGUUGCUUGUGUUCAUCAUCAUGUCGAUCCGAUUCUCGGUGCAUAACUUCACUGGAGACGAGAAAAAGGAGUGGAAGGCCAAAUACGUCAGCGACUACCUGCAGUUCUUUAUUGUGGCCAUCACGGUGCUAGUGGUGGCCAUCCCGGAAGGUCUACCGCUCGCAGUGACCAUCUCUUUGGCUUAUUCGGUGAAGAAGAUGCUGAUGGACAACAACCUUGUGCGCCACCUGGACGCUUGUGAGACUAUGGGUAGUGCUACGACCAUCUGCUCGGACAAGACGGGAACGCUAACGACGAACCGCAUGACAGUCAUGCAAAUCUGGAUCGGAGGCCAAGAAUUCACGUCCGCUUCACAAGCCACGGAUGAAAUGUCCGAGUCUACACGUGACGUCUUCUGCAACGGAGUGUGCGUCAACUCGACGGCUGAGAUUCUCCCAUCCAAGGUUCCUGGCGGCCAACCUGAACACACCGGCAACAAGACCGAGUGUGCGUUGCUGCAGUUUGUACGUGACUGCGGCGUCGACUAUUCCAGUGUCCGUGCAAACACUGAGAUCGGCCACAUGCUGACGUUCAGCAGUAAGAAGAAGCGCAUGUCUGUAGUGGUCAAACGCUCGGCAAGUACCUGUCGCAUCUACACCAAAGGCGCCACCGAAGUUGUCCUGGGUCUCUGCAGUAAGAUGAAGCGCCUCGACGGUUCUGUAGCCUCACUCGACGGAAACCAGAAGGAAAUCAUUGGCACGUCCAUUAUCGAGAAGUUCGCGUCUCAAGGCUUUCGUACGCUAUGUCUGUCCUACCGUGACGUUGAGACGUCGGCGGAUGAGAUCAACGAAUGGUCCGACGAUGACGUUGAGAAAGAUCUCACGUGCAUUGCCAUUGUCGGUAUAGAAGAUCCGGUGCGUAAAGAGGUACCAGACUCGAUCAAGCUCUGUCACCGUGCGGGUAUCAUCGUGCGUAUGGUCACUGGUGACAAUAUUUCCACUGCGCGUUCCAUCGCAGGAAAGUGUGGUAUCAUUUCACCGAACGACGGCUCCCUGGUCAUUGAAGGACAGGAGUUCCGUACGCGUGUCCUGGACGGGAACGGGAACAUUAUCCAGUCGGAAUUCGACAAGAUCUGGCCGCUGCUGCGUGUGAUGGCGCGUUCGUCACCAAAAGACAAGUAUACGCUAGUGACAGGUCUGAUGCAGUCAAACCUGAUGCCCUACGGCCCACAGGUUGUUGCUGUCACCGGCGACGGUACGAACGACGCUCCUGCUCUAAAGAAGGCGAAUGUGGGCUUCGCGAUGGGUAUUAGUGGAACCGCUGUGGCCAAGGACGCCUCCGACAUUAUCCUUAUGGACGACAAUUUCACGUCCAUCGUGAGCGCCAUCAAGUGGGGCAGGAACGUGUACGAUUCCAUCGCCAAGUUCCUCAUGUUUCAGCUCACUGUCAACGUUGUGGCUAUCAGCCUGGCAUUCUUGGGCGCUGUGAUUCUUGAGCAGUCCCCGCUUACUGCUGUGCAGCUACUGUGGGUGAACCUUAUCAUGGAUUCGUUCGCAUCGUUGGCUCUAGCCACAGAACCUCCAACGCAGGCUCUACUGGAGCGCCGGCCAUACCCGAAGACCAAACCGUUGCUCUCGAAGAUCAUGACGAAACAUAUCAUCGGCCAGUCCAUCUACCAGCUUGUGAUACUGCUCAUGCUCACGUUCGUAGGGGAGAAGAUGUUGGACGUACCUUCUGGUCGCUACCAGGACCUCGAUGAGGACCACAAACACGAACCCACCCAGCAUAUGACUGUCAUUUUUAACACCUUUGUGUGGAUGCAGCUCUUUAACGAGCUCAACUGCCGCAAGAUCCACGACGAGCCCAACGUUCUCGAGGGGUUAAUGGGCAAUCGCGUGUAUAUUUACGUGACCAUUCUCCAGAUUCUCAUGCAGUUGGUCAUCGUACAGUGUACAGGGUCUUUCUUCAACUGCGAACCGCUGAAUGCCGGUCAGUGGGGAAUCUCUAUUGGCCUGGGCGCAAUUUCCAUGCCUCUACGUGUGGUUUUGCGGUGCCUAUCAGCUAAGUGGUUGCCAGCCUUCUGCCGAGAUGCCGACGCCGUGGAUGUACAGAGCUUCCCGCCGACUGCCAAGGCCGUCCGUAAAGGUAGCUCCCAGAAGGCGAUCAUGCUGCAGUAG
Phytophthora infestans T30-4 is the source of this 3138-nucleotide messenger RNA. Its product is annotated as P-type ATPase (P-ATPase) Superfamily. The transcript has a single exon. Gene Ontology annotation, cellular component: intracellular membrane-bounded organelle; membrane. The record is from RefSeq and is a predicted model, not a curated record. Gene Ontology annotation, molecular function: ATP hydrolysis activity; P-type calcium transporter activity; ATP binding. Bases 1 to 3138 code for a protein of 1045 amino acids. Gene Ontology annotation, biological process: calcium ion transmembrane transport. NCBI's taxonomy places the organism in Eukaryota, Oomycota, Peronosporomycetes, Peronosporales, Peronosporaceae.